AUGUGGCUCUCAGAUAACCAAAAAAUCGGGGUGAUCUUCUGCUCAGGCGGAGCCCUCUUCCUCUUCGGUGGCGUCCUUCUCUUCUUCGAUCGCUCGCUUCUGGCAAUGGGAAACAUCCUUUUCUUAAUAGGCCUCACGCUCAUAAUCGGUGUCCAAAAAACCCUAGCCUUCUUCAGCCGACGCCAGAAACUAAAAGGCACGGCCGCAUUCACCGCCGGCAUCCUCCUCAUCCUCCUCCGCUGGCCCCUCACGGGCUUCCUGAUCGAGCUGUACGGGCUAUUUAUCCUCUUUGGCGACUUUCUGAUCACGAUCGGGCAGUUUGCGGGCAAUAUCCCGGUUGUGGGGCCAUAUUUGCAGAAGGGUUUGGAGGUUUUGGCCGGCGGGAGGAGUAAUGCUGAGCUGCCUGUUUAG
Molecule: messenger RNA, 411 nt
Organism: Aspergillus bombycis
Lineage: Eukaryota; Fungi; Ascomycota; Eurotiomycetes; Eurotiales; Aspergillaceae
Product: Got1 family protein
Exons: 5
Coding region: 1-411 (136 amino acids)
Biological process (GO): retrograde transport, endosome to Golgi; endoplasmic reticulum to Golgi vesicle-mediated transport
Cellular component (GO): Golgi cis cisterna; COPII-coated ER to Golgi transport vesicle; Golgi membrane
Source: RefSeq, a predicted model, not a curated record